Pseudomassariella vexata is the source of this 1771-nucleotide messenger RNA. RefSeq lists its product as uncharacterized. The transcript is spliced from 2 exons. Lineage: Eukaryota; Fungi; Ascomycota; Sordariomycetes; Amphisphaeriales; Pseudomassariaceae. The coding region runs from base 90 to 1484 and encodes 464 amino acids. The record is from RefSeq and is a predicted model, not a curated record. Gene Ontology annotation, cellular component: membrane.
CAGAGUUAUCGAUAUGUCCUACAGCUUACGUCUACGUCUUUAUUCACUCAAACAUUUUGUCGAAACGUUUUUGACAGCAGUUAAUCAUCAUGUCCACGCCAUUGUCAAUAACCCAGACCCCUUCGACGAAGAAGAUCUUCGACAUCGAUGAACAUAACGAUAUUGUUUGUGUUUCGUCGUCGAGGGACAUUGACAAGAAAAUUUAUCAGACUAGAGGGGAGAUAGCAACACGGCUGGACCCAAAUGACUUUCGUCCAUUGUCCGUCAGUCCCUUCUCCCAAGACGUACGACGGAGCACGAGGGGUUCAUCUCCAGCUCCCUGGAGGCAACCUUCUCAAGAAAAAGGCUUCAAAUUUUAUUGCAAACCGACCUGGAUCAGGAACAGAGGUCCCAUCCUAGUAGCUCUCUCCCAGCUCUUCGGUGCUGUCAUGAACCUCCUCACGAGACUCCUGGAAAUAGGCGACGACGCCAUGCACCCCAUGCUGGUUCUCAGCGGCCGAAUGUCGGGAACGGUGAUAUUGAGUGGCAUCUAUAUGUGGUGGAUGACGGUUCCCUCGGCGCCCUUCGGCCCCCGCGACGUCCGUUGGCUGCUCGUCGUUCGCGGACUUUCCGGUUUCUUCGGUAUCUACGGCAUGUGGUAUUCCGUUAUGUACCUCCCGCUCGCGGACGCGACCGUCAUAUCAUUUCUCGCGCCGAACCUGGCUGGGUAUCUGUGUCAUAUCCUUAUACAUGAGCCGUUCACGAGGCUGGAACAGUUUGCCUCUUUUCUGGCUUUGGGGGGAGUAUUGCUCAUCACACGACCUGUCUCCUUGUUCUCAAGUCCGGAGACUCCAACAACAGCCGAUGGGAUUGUCGAGAUUAUCAGCAGGGAAACGAGCUCCCAGUCUGGGUUCAACCACGUCCCGACGUCGUCAGAGCGUCUCGGUGCCGUGGGAAUGGCACUCCUGGGCGUGCUCGGCUCCUCAAUCUCAAUAACUGUCCUGCGCUGUAUUGGAAAACGGGCACAUCCGCUUAUCAGCAUGACCUACUUCAGUACUUGGUGCACCGUCGUGGCUACAACCACGCUUUCCGUCGCCCCCGUUUUCGACUACAAUCAACCGGCCCUUCGCUUCGCGCUGCCUUCCUCUUGGAUUAAGUGGUUGAUGCUCAUCAUCAUUGCUUUCUGUGGGUUCAUGGCGCAGCUCACCAUGACGGCUGGUUUGGCUGGGGAAAAGAGCAACCGGGCUACGGCCAUGAUAUAUACGCACAUGCUAUUCGCCGCGGGGUUCGACCGUUGGGUCUUCGGACAUGAGAUGGGCUGGAUGAGCUUGACGGGGUGUGGGCUCAUUGUCGGCAGUGCGCUCUGGGUAGCACUGAGCAAGAAACAAGAGAUAAGUACGAGAGACGUAGAGUCAGGCGCAAUGCUGGACUCGGAAGCCAUAGCGAUGUUGGCGGAAUCUAAUGAAGACGAUGACAAUACUGUACAGUUAGAGAAUUUACGUUGAGAUAAGCUCCUCAUUGCGUAUACAUAUGAUAUAUACAUGCUUUUUUUUUUUGGAACAUUCCCCUAUAAAAAUCACUCAACUUCCAACGAGACCCCGCAGCGUAUGCCUUUUCUCAUGUUAUCAGAAGACGGGGGCUGGGCAGACACAAGCUGGCCUUCUCCACCUGAAGGGAACUGGCUCAUUAUGUAUGCCGUUUCAUCAGAGGCCAGAGGAGUAAACAAGAAGGAUUCGUCACUUCACAGCUUAUGCCACACCAAGUCGAGCUGAACUGACCAACUGUAAAGAAC